This is a messenger RNA of Trichoderma asperellum CBS 433.97, 1947 nucleotides long. RefSeq lists its product as uncharacterized. Gene Ontology annotation, molecular function: DNA-binding transcription factor activity, RNA polymerase II-specific; RNA polymerase II cis-regulatory region sequence-specific DNA binding; protein binding. Lineage: Eukaryota; Fungi; Ascomycota; Sordariomycetes; Hypocreales; Hypocreaceae. Gene Ontology annotation, biological process: regulation of transcription by RNA polymerase II. The record is from RefSeq and is a predicted model, not a curated record.
AUGCCGGCGUCGGCAAAGAGAGGCCAGCGCGGCCGGCGCGAUGUGCGCAGCAAGGACAAGGAAAUCGCCGCAGCCGACGUCGAGAGCUCGUCCCCCAGCCGUCCCGCAAAGCGUCGCAAGAGGGCCCGGUCGCCAGACCAAUCCGACACCAGCAACGCAAACGGCGCACCCGCAUCGCAGGCUCCCGAGGCUGAGUCGUCGAGAACCCAAGAUGACCAGCUGGUGGCGCAGGUGACGCAGCAGCUCAAGACGCAGCCGGCCCAGGCGAGCAAGGACCACUCCAACGCCAUCCACGAGGCCAACGGCGACGGUGUCAAGGCAUAUGCCAAGGUGGCGGCGCAGGACUGGACAUACUACAUCACCAAGCUCAACGUCAACAUUGGACGCGCACCAGAAGUGUCGCAUGGCGGGGCAAGCGGCGGCGCUGAAGCAGCCCACGAUGCGGUGCACAUCGACCUCGGCCCUAGCAAGAUGGUGUCGCGCGAGCAUGCAUCCAUCUCCUUCAACUCCAAGGACGAAAAAUGGAUGCUCUACGUCAAGGGCCGCAACGGGGCAAAGGUGGAUGGCCAGCCCGUCAAGGCCCAGACAUCACAUGCCUUGACCAGUGGUGAAGUGAUCGAAAUCGGCAAUGUGGAAAUGAUGUUUGUGCUUCCGUCAGAGCUGAGUGCGCUUCACAUUCACCCUACCUUCCUUCAGCGAUGCGGACGGGCUAUCGGGACGCCAAAGGCCGCCAACGCGCAGAUUCGCCGGUACGGCCUAGACACACCUGGCAAGGUAGACCAGAAGCGACCGGGCACACCGACCUCAUCUCACGGUCGCAACGCUGCGGCGAUUGCAAAGUCCCCGAUCGCAGCGAGCACUCCCGGAGGAAUCCUUGGAGCCAGCGGCGUAGACCUUAGUCUUGACGAUAACCAACACAUUAAGCCCCAGUAUAGCUAUGCGCAGAUGAUCACGCAGGCUAUCCUCAAUGCGCCGGACGGCAAGCUCAACCUCAACGGCAUCUAUAACUUUAUUAUGAGUAGUUAUUCCUAUUAUCGUCACCAACACGCGGCUGGUUGGCAGAAUUCUAUCCGGCAUAAUCUGUCGCUGAACAAGUCUUUCGACAAGGUUGCCCGAACCACCGACGAGCCUGGAAAGGGCAUGAAAUGGCAUAUUGUACCUGAAGCGCGGGACGAAAUGGUCAGAAAUGCGUACAAGAUAGGACGUGGCGGGCACAGAGGGUCAUCGGUGCCGUCAUCGCCGAGCCAACUGAAUUACAUUACGCAUGGCCCCAAAGACAUGCUAGCCAGGGAUCUUCCAUCCGCGCAGAAGCGGCGAGGAUCGCCGCUUGUGUCGCCGCCUCCCCAAUCCUCGCGCCGCGCCAUACAGUCAACGCCAGAUCGCGCAUACGAUCGACAGACCGGCCUGAGCUCAGCCUUGACCGCCGACGGAAGCCCUCUGCCCCGAGCAAGGAAAUCAACGACAACCGACUCGCCGCUGCCCGGCUUCCACCCCCAAUCGCCAACCUUGACAUCGUCGUAUCUGCAAGACGACAACCCAUCGUUUGUCACCCCUGCGCCGCCCAGAGUGCACCCCAAGCUUGCACCCCCGAGCACUGCGCAGCGGCCCAGCCAGCACAUGCCGACAAGCUCGCCGGCGCCGUUUUGGAAAUAUGCCGAUAUUGGCAGCACGCCGCUGAAGCCGAUGGCGCCAUACGAAGUCAGCCCUUCAAGGAUAUCUCGAGAGGUUCCCACACGGAGCAGCAGUCCUCCAACGGUUGGCAAGUCACCGCCAAGCAGUCCAUCUCGACCACAAAAAUCCGGUCAACAAGGGCCUGCAGAUGCUGGCGAUGAAGCCGAAGAGGAACAAGGAUUUGACUUGAUGAAGGGAUUCCAAAGUAUAGGCGCAUAUCACGCUCCAGUAGGGCGAGGCGUUUCAAUCGGCGCUGCCCUGAAAGGCGGUUCAUAA